This is a messenger RNA of Spodoptera frugiperda (fall armyworm), 1573 nucleotides long. RefSeq names its product leucine-rich repeat-containing protein 71. The record is from RefSeq and is a predicted model, not a curated record. NCBI's taxonomy places the organism in Eukaryota, Metazoa, Arthropoda, Insecta, Lepidoptera, Noctuidae. The transcript is spliced from 2 exons. The coding region runs from base 153 to 1568 and encodes 471 amino acids. Gene Ontology annotation, molecular function: protein binding.
UUCAUGUCAUCUUUAACAUUACCUAUGUGUUCUGUACCUAAUAGGUUCCUAUUGAAUAAUUUUUAUACAAUUUCCUUUUUAUAACUGUUUUUAAUACUGUUUUAUAUUUUCAUUUACUUUAUAUUGAUUUAUUUGUUUUAUUUUUAAUAAUAAUGAAACCCUCGUCAUCUCGAACUGUUCGUUCGAACGAUAAGUUUAAAUUAAUAGAUAGUGAUUUGGAAGGUUGUUUGGUCGAAAUGUUCAAGAGAUUUAGAUGUCCUGUUGCGGUAACUGUCGAUGAAUAUCAGCAACAGGCCAAGAGUGCAUCAGGGAUUAUAGAGUACACAGUGAAACGCAAGCAAACAACAGUCACUCCAGCGACUCCGUACACGGAAUCCAUAACAAUGAAGCAUGCACAGAAAUAUCCUAAACAUAUCUACUUAGCAAUGAAAGCUGUGUACAAUGUCCAGCACCAACUUGUCGAGCUAAUGAUCACCAACUGCCAAGGCAUGAUUGUACCGAGGAUGGUCAUUCAAGUCUUGUCCGUCAUAAUCGCCAACUACCCACUGUUAACCAAGUUUGCGAUCAAAAACUGUUGCGUCGACCAGGAUAUCAUACAGGACCUUAUAAGUAUGCUUCCUUAUUCUGCCAUCACUGAUAUAUGUUUGGAUGACUGUAAAUCGAACAAUGCUAACUACGGAGUCAUAUUAAAAGCUCCAACAAUCGUCAAAAAUCUAUCGCUAUGCAGAUGUAACAUAAGCGAUUCAGAAUGUGAAGAGAUAGCCGCAAUGCUACGCUAUCCAGAGUUUACUGAGACUCAUUUAGUCACGUUGAAUCUAACGUCCAACAAAAUAGGGGAUGAAGGAGCAAAAUGUUUAGCAGACGCCCUAAGAACUAACAGACACUUGCGAUAUUUGAAUUUAGCUGAUAAUCUUAUCGGCGACGAAGGUGCGAUCCGCAUAUUUCACCAUUUGCUGGAAUUCCGGCUAACUCACGAUGAAAACGUGGAACGGCGACGACGGUUCUUCUUAUACUUGAAGAAGAAGCAAGAAGUAUAUGCAGAUUGUUUAAAGAAACUUGCCUUGUCCAGCAUAAAACGAGAGCACUCUAAAAAAAAAUUAAUGUCACAUACGACACUUACAUCCAGAGAAGGCUCUUACCAAUCUCAGUAUAGGCCUAAAAAAAUUCUAAAAAAAAUAAAGAACGCCUCACAGGACAGUACCUGGCAGAAUAUAAAGGCAGAUAUGAUGGCCAUAGAAAUACUAGGUCCAUUUGAGGAUCCAUUUGGCACCACCAGUUUCAAGAGCAUAAAUGACUCCCCAUUCUGUGUAGGUAACUUUACACUGAGUUAUCUCAAUUUGGCUUACAACAACUUGACAUACCAAAGUUUAAAAAUAUUACUCAAUGCGGUUGAGCACCAAAUGAUUCACAGCACACAGAAGUCAUGUGGUCUCAUGAAAGUUAUUUUAGAUGGAAAUCGUUUACCAGUCACAUGUGAGGAGCUUUCAACUAUUCAGCAAAAAUUAAAAGAACAUGUAAAUUCUUUCACAAAUAGAAUAAUGAAGGAUAGAACAGCAAAUAAUUGUUGAUAAUU